AGAUGUCGGCUUGGUCAUGUGAUCAGCUGUGUCCAAUCACAGCUGAUCACAUGUAAACAGGGAAAUGCCGGUUAUCGGCAUUUCUCUCCCCACAAGCGGUCACGCUGACAGCUCAUCAUCAGGGCACGGAUGAUCAGUGUGCCCUGAUGAUCUGUGUAGCCCCAGCAGCGCCACCUGUCAGUGUCCAUCAGUGCCAGCUAUCAGUGCUCAUCCAUGCCACCUGCCAGUGCCCAUCAGUGCCACAUUUCAGUGCCACAUAUGUGCCCAUCUGAGCUGCCUUUCAGUGUCACCCAUCAAUGCCACCUAUCAAUGCCACCUAUCAAUGCCAGUCAGUGCUGCCUAUCAGUGCCAUAUAUGAGUGCUGCCUUUCAAUGCCCAUCAGUGCCACCUACCAGUGUCUCCUCAUCAGUG
Molecule: messenger RNA, 411 nt
Organism: Staurois parvus
Lineage: Eukaryota; Metazoa; Chordata; Amphibia; Anura; Ranidae
Source: the annotation of a GenBank genome assembly